AUGACGACAGUACCCUCCCUCCCCGCCGCGCUCAGUAACAACGCCGCCUUCGGCGCGGUCGCAGCCAUCGCCCUCUUCUGCUAUGUUGUCCAGCACCGCCUGCGCGCGCGGGGUCGCCCCCCCAACUUUCCCGGUCCGCGGCCCCUCCCCUUCCUCGGCAACGUCCUCCAGAUGCCGAAGGAGAACUGGUCCCCCGCGCUCCACAAGCUCGGCCUUCCGUACGGCCCAAUAUACUCGCUCAGCCUCUUCGGUCGCCCGCUGCUGGUCGUCAGCUCGACCGAAGCCGCGCGCGAGCUCUUUGAGGCCAAGUCCACGCUCUACACCAACCGCCCGCUGCCGAAGAUGGCUGAAUUAUCCGGGUUCGACACCGGUGUCGUGUUGCAGCACGACACGCACCGCUGGCGCGCCGGCCGCAAGCUCAUGCACCGCGUCCUCCAGCCCCGCGAGAUGCCGCGCUGGCGCGAGGCCGAGGAGCACCACCUCCGCACCCUCCUCCUCAACCUCCUCAACAACCCCGACGACUUCGCGUCCCACACCCGGCACGUGUCCACCGGGCUGUCUCUAGAGAUCGCAUAUGGAUACCGGGUCAAGACCCAGCACGACGAGUUCGUCGAGCGCUCCGACGUCUCCCUCGCCAACUUUGGCGAUGCCUUCCUCAUCCAACACAUGGUGGACUGGUUUCCCUCUCUCGCGACCCUUCCGCGCUGGCUGCCUGGUAUGGGCUUCAUGAAGAAGGCGGAAGAGUACAAGAAACAAUACUUCCAACUCGUCGACGACGGUCUCGACAUGGUCAAGCGGGGCAUGGCCAACGGCACCGCGAAAUUCUCGCUCGGCUCGAUAACACUGGCGGAAUCCGAGAAGGAGAAAACCCCCGAAGAUCUGAUCAAGUUCAACGCUUCCGAGGUGUUCAUCGGCGGUGGCGAUUCCCUCGCCUCCCUCCUCCAGUCGCUCAUCUACUUCAUGAUCACCCACCGCGACUGGCAAGCCCGCGCAUUCGCCGAGAUCCGCGCCGUCGUCGGCACCGGCGCAGGCCGCCUUCCCGCGCUCACCGACCGUGAGCGGCUCCCCGUCGUGGGCGCGAUCAUCGCAGAGGUCGCGCGCCUACGGCCCCCCGUGAGCAUGUUCUACCGGGUCGCUGCGGAAGACGACGUGCACCGGGGGCACUUCAUCGCCAAGAACACGAUAAUCUUCGCGAACAUCUGGGCGAUGCUGCGCGACGACAGCGUCUACCUCCAGCCGCACGACUUCGUGCCCGGGCGGUGGCUCAAGCCCGAGGCUCCGUCCACCAAAGUCGUCUACGACACCCUCUUUGGUUUCGGCAGGCGGUACUGCCCCGGCCGGCUCAUCGGCGAAGAGAUGCUCUUCCUCAGCGCAUCACGCAUCCUCGCGCUCUUCGAGAUGUCGUAUGCGCGCGACGUGCACGGGAAGGAGAUAAUCCCGUCCGGCGCGAUGACGCGUGGGGGCAUCAGCCGCCCCGAGCUCUUUCCCUGCACGAUCUCGCCGCGCCAGCCAGGCACGGCGGAUAUCAUCAACGCUUUCUAG
Molecule: messenger RNA, 1542 nt
Organism: Epithele typhae
Lineage: Eukaryota; Fungi; Basidiomycota; Agaricomycetes; Polyporales; Epitheliaceae
Product: cytochrome P450
Exons: 11
Coding region: 1-1542 (513 amino acids)
Molecular function (GO): heme binding; iron ion binding; monooxygenase activity
Source: RefSeq, a predicted model, not a curated record